AUGGCGGAACCGCAGGUAGCCUACGCCCAGGAUGAGUACGGCAAUCCGUUUAUUGUAGUGCGCGAGCAGGGGAAGAAGACACGCGCCCAGGGCACGCAGGCCAUCAAGGACCACAUCCAGGCCGCACGCACCGUGUCCAACAUCCUGCGCACGUCGCUCGGCCCCCGUGGCCUCGACAAAAUUCUCAUUAGCCCGGACGGCGACAUCCAGGUGACGAACGACGGCGCAACGAUUAUGAGCAACAUGGAGCUAGAGCACCAGAUUGCCAAGCUUCUUGUGCAGCUGUCCAAGAGCCAGGACGACGAGAUUGGCGAUGGUACCACCGGCGUGGUCGUUCUCGCGGGCGCGCUCCUCGAGCAGUCCGAGGCGCUCAUCGACCGUGGAAUUCACCCUAUCCGCAUUGCCGACGGUUUCGAGCGCGCCUGUGAUAUUGCAGUCGCCGCCCUCGAGAAAGUGGCCGACGUGGUUGAGUUUGACCGCGAGCAUAUCGAAGAGCUGCUCAAGGUCGCCAAAACCAGUCUCGGCAGCAAAAUCGUGUCCAAGGCCUCGGACAAGUUUGCGCGGAUCGCCACGGAUGCUGUGCUUUCAGUCGCCGACUUGGAGCGCAAGGACGUCGACUUUGACCUGAUCAAGGUCGACGGCAAAGUAGGCGGCUCGCUGGAGGAUUCGGCCCUGGUCCAGGGUGUCGUGAUCGACAAGGACUUUUCGCAUCCCCAGAUGCCGCGUGAGAUCCACGACGCGCGGAUCGCGAUCCUGACAUGCCCGCUCGAGCCACCGCGCCCUAAGACGAAGCACAAGCUAGACAUUACAUCAGUCGAAGAGUACAAGCGCCUGGAAGAGUACGAGCGCUCGACAUUCGAAAGUAUGAUCCAGAAAAUCAAAGACUGCGGUGCCAACCUCGUGGUGUGCCAGUGGGGCUUUGACGAUGAGGCCAACCACUUGCUGCUGCUGCAUGCGCUGCCCGCCGUGCGCUGGGUCGGUGGCCCCGAGCUCGAGCUGAUUGCGAUUGCGACCAACGGUCGCAUCGUACCGCGCUUUGAGGACUUGAGCGCCGACAAACUUGGCCGCGCGGGCGUUGUGCGCGAGGUCAGCUUCGGUACAACACGCGACCGCAUGUUGGUGAUUGAGGAGUGCGCCAACUCGCGCGCAGUGACGGCGUUCCUGCGCGGCUCGAACAAGAUGAUCAUCGACGAGGCCAAGCGCGCACUCCAUGAUGCCAUGUGCGUAGUGCGCAGCCUCGUCAAGGACAACCGUGUCGUGUACGGAGGCGGUGCAGCCGAGGUGUGUGCGUCAAUUGCCGUGUCGCAGUGCGCCGAUGAAAUUGCGACCAUUGAGCAGUACGCGAUGCGCGCAUUUGCCUCGGCGCUCGAUGCGAUCCCCCUCGCUCUUGCAGAGAACAGCGGGCUGGCCCCCAUCGAAAACCUCGCGAUGGUGAAGAGUCGGCAAGUGAACGAAAAGGAUGCCCGCUACGGUAUCGACUGCAUGGCUACAGGUAACAACAACAUGAAAGAGUGUCGCGUAUUCGACCCACUGGUGUCCAAGCGCCAGCAACUCCUCCUGGCUGCGCAGCUCGUGCGUGCCGUGCUGAAAAUCGACGAUGUGAUUGAACAGCACGCGCUGGAAGCAGAGAUGUAG
This is a messenger RNA of Malassezia sympodialis ATCC 42132, 1635 nucleotides long. It is a transcript of the gene CCT5, whose product is annotated as chaperonin-containing T-complex subunit CCT5. Gene Ontology annotation, biological process: protein folding. Gene Ontology annotation, molecular function: ATP hydrolysis activity; ATP-dependent protein folding chaperone; ATP binding. NCBI's taxonomy places the organism in Eukaryota, Fungi, Basidiomycota, Malasseziomycetes, Malasseziales, Malasseziaceae. The record is from RefSeq and is a predicted model, not a curated record.